AUGUCAAACACCGUGGAAGGAAGGCUAGAUUAUUUCUUUGUCAAUUAUGAUCUAGACAACCUUCGUGUGAACAAUGCGCCAUUCCCCAGGAUGACAAUCAUCGGGCCUAUGGCGGAUUUCGCAGUGAUAGAAAUUGGGGAAGCAGUAAUGUUCUGGUGGCGCACAAAAGCUGCAAUGAAUUAUCGACCCUCUCGCGCGGUAAGCUGUUCUGAGCUCUGCAGUUUCCAUCUUUCUGAUGAACGUAUCCAGAUUGCACGUCGGGCGGCGAACGAUACUGGUGUACCUCCAUAUGAAGAUGGGAGAGAUUAUCAAGCAAGACUCACCACGUGUGAGGAAAUCCUGAGAAAUUGUGAUCUUGCCGUGCAGGCGCAAUUCCUCGUCGUCCACGAAGAUACCCUUUUAGUGGCUCGGGAUCGAGGCGUGGAAAAGGUAGAGGUAGAAGGCGAGGUGGAUAGAGGAAAUGCUCAACAUCAGGCUGGGUGA
Messenger RNA from Bacidia gigantensis, 483 nucleotides. RefSeq lists its product as uncharacterized. The record is from RefSeq and is a predicted model, not a curated record. NCBI's taxonomy places the organism in Eukaryota, Fungi, Ascomycota, Lecanoromycetes, Lecanorales, Ramalinaceae. The transcript is spliced from 2 exons. The coding region runs from base 1 to 483 and encodes 160 amino acids.